CAGUUAUGCAUAAUGUGGGCAAGGCAUUUGAGACUACACAAAGCUGCCAAACCAGUCAUUUCAUUUAGGAAAAGCAAGAGCCCUCCCAUCUCCUUCUACCACUCUGAAAAAAAUAAUAAAUUAAAAAAUAGCGCGUCUGACAGCUUUAUGCGCUACAAAGCGUACGGGGAAGCAAGCAUAUAUUCAUAUAUCUCAAGGCAAGGACGUUUCUAACUUGAUUUUACUCGCCUACUCGUUGCACAAUGUGACACAUCCUGGUCUCACACAGUGCAAUAAUGCUGGUGAAGGCCAAACCAAACUGGAGACUGCAUUUGCAAUAAUAUUUUAAUCGUGCAAGCUCCCCGACACGGCUGCGUCAGGCGAUUACUACUAGAAACUGCUUAGAAAACAAACGUGGAAUAUUUUGAAAGGAUCAGUCGAAUAAAAAACCCGUCUCCGGUAAAGCGGCGGAAGGAAAACCCGGACGCGAAGUUUUAUUUAUUUAUUCCUUUUAAAAAACAGAAAGCAUAUUUUGUUGUUCACACUAGCGUUAUUGCUUAAUCUUCUCAUUUUUCCGGGGAUUCUUCCAACACCCUACGAAGAGGACGAGUAACGCCGACCCUGCUAUGGUUUUUGCUGUGCGUUUCUACACCUGUGAAGGGUGUGACUUCAUCACUUAGAGAUGCCAUGCUGACUUCCUGCUGUCCGCUCUCCAGCCCAGCGCAGCUUCAUCUCGUCUGCACACCAGGCCAGCACCUGGAGAUCGCUGUAUUCCAAACAGGAUUGCUGGCAAUGCCUUGUUUUCUCAAUGAGUUCCUUGCCAGCCCUUUAAAACAGCAUCGCUAGCACCCGUUGGAUUAUUUGUUUUUAACUGCGAAGAAAGUCUUUCCCUGCCAAAAUGCUGAUCAAGGAAUAUCGCAUCCCUCUGCCCAUGAGCGUGGAGGAAUAUCGGAUCGCUCAGCUCUACAUGAUACAGAAAAAGAGCCGCGACGAGACGUGCGGAGAAGGGAGUGGUGUGGAGAUCCUGGAGAACAGGCCCUACACAGACGGCCCGGGAGGCUCGGGGCAGUACACUCACAAAGUGUACCACAUCGGGAUGCAUAUCCCCAGCUGGUUCCGCUCCAUAUUACCCAAAGCUGCACUGAGAGUAGAAGAGGAGUCCUGGAAUGCCUAUCCCUAUACUAGAACACGGUACACCUGUCCAUUCGUGGAGAAGUUCUCAAUUGACAUUGAAACGUAUUACAAGCCUGAUACAGGAGACGAGAUCGACGUGUUUAACAUGUCACCAUCAGACAGGAGACAGAGGACUCUAGAUCCCAUCGAUAUCGUUAAGGAUCUGAUCCCCCCUCACGAGUACCUGGCGGAGGAGGACCCCAAACUGUACAAAUCAGUGAAGACCAAGAGGGGUCCCCUGACGGAGGACUGGAUUGAGGAGAUCAAGAACAACCCGGGCAAGAUGCCCAUCAUGUGCGCCUACAAGCUGUGCAAAGUGGAGUUCCGAUACUGGGGAAUGCAGUCCAAGAUUGAGAGGUUUAUCCACGACGUAGCCCUGAGGAAGGUGAUGGUGCGGGCGCACAGGCAGGCCUGGUGCUGGCAGGACGAGUGGUACGGACUGAGCAUCGCCGACAUCAGACAGCUGGAGCACGAGACGCAGCUCAUGCUGGCUCAGAAGAUGGCCGAGUUCAGCUGCAAUGACGAGGCGGAGCAGAACGGAGCCAGCACCUCGCCGGCCGACAAGGGCCAGGAGGCAAAGGCCAUCUCCUCCUCCGAGGCUGAGGACGUCUCCGGCAGCAUCGGAGACACGCUGCAGGGCCGCGGCGAGCUCACCAAGCAGUGGUCCACGUCCUCCAAGUCUUCUCGCUCUUCCAAGAGAGGAGGGAGCCCCUCUCGUCACAGCAUAUCAGAGUGGAGGAUGCAGAGCAUUGCGAGAGACUCCGAGGACAGCUCCGACGAUGAAUUCUUCGAUGCCAUUGAGGACCUGUCUGACAGCGAGGAGAUCUUUUCUGAGAAGAUUACAAAGUGGAAUUCGAAUGACCUCAUAGAUAAGAUUGAGAGCACGGAGGCUGAUGAGGAGCAGGGAAAUCUGUUUCAGGAUUCAGCUGCUUCCAGUGUGGAGAGACUGAGCAUUAUUGAGAUGCAAAGCUCUGUUAGCAGUGUGAAAGGUAUCCCAACAGUCACAGUGACGGGAGUCUUGGCAGAUGGCUCCUCCCAGCAGUCUUCACAGCCGUGCAAGAUCCACGUUCUGGUUCUGGUUCUUCACGGAGGCAACAUCCUGGACACUGGGGGCGGAGACCAGAGCAGCAAGCAGGGGGAUGUGAACACCAUCGCCUCGGCCUUCAACACGGUUAUGCGGGUCCACUACCCCGCUGCCCUGGGCCGCCUCGCCAUCCGCCUCGUGCCCUGCCCUGCCAUCUGCGCAGAGGCCUUCUCUCUGAUGUCCAACCUGAGCCCCUACAGCUACGACGAGGGCUGCUUGUCCAACAGCCAGGACCACAUCCCUCUGGCCGCUCUGCCCCUGCUGGCCACCUCCUCGCCGCAGUACCAGGAGGCCGUCGCCACGGUGAUCCUGCGAGCCAACCAGGUGUACAGCGACUUCCUCAAAUCGCCGGAAGGAGCCUGCUUCACCGGCCAGGUGUGCUUGAUAGGAGAUUGUGUCGGAGGUAUCCUGGGGUUUGAUGCUCUGUGCUACAGCAAUCAGACAGCCUCGGAAAGUCAGAACAGCAGCAGGAGAGGCAGUGUUGUGAGUGUGCAGGACAAUGACCUGCUCUCUCCUGGGAUCAUCGUGAACAACAGCUACUGCUCCGGGAACUCCAACCUGGAGGGCAGCCGACACCUGAGCCGCAGCAACGUCGACAUCACCCGCAGUGGCGCCGACGACCCCAAGAAACAGCUGCCCCGCAAGAGGAGCGACUCCUCCACCUACGAGCUCGACACCAUCAGACAGCACCAGGCCUUCCUCUCCAGCUUACAUUCCAGUGUCCUGAGGCAUGAUCCGGGCUCCAGGAGGUCAAGCAGCUCCACCAUGCUGGACGGAGGGACCCUCGCCAAGUUCGAGUUCGAAGUGUGUGAAUUCUUCCUCUUCGGCUCUCCUCUGGGGCUGGUUCUGGCAUUGAGGAAAACCGUCAUUCCAUCCAUGGAUGUGUCCCAGUUGCGGCCAGCCUGCCAGCAGGUGUAUAACCUGUUCCACCCUGCGGACCCCUCAGCAUCCCGCCUGGAGCCCCUGCUGGAGAAGAAGUUCCACCUGCUGCCCCCCUUCAACGUGCCGCGAUACCAGCGCUUCCCGCUCGGUGACGGGAACUCAGCGCUGCUGGUCGAGACAGUCCAGAGCAAUCCCAUCCUCAUCCUGGAAAGCAGCAGCCCAUUAGUUGCUCUGCGCUCCCAGGAGAACGUCACCGAGACCAGUAUCCCGGUUCCAGUUCUUAACUGGCAAGACGGCUCCUGUAAAAGUCCAGCCACUGUGGAGUCAGAUGUUGUUCAGUCUCAUGGUGGCGUCUUCAUGGAUAAUUCAUCCCCCUCCUCCCCCAAUACAGCCCCUCACUUCAGGGGAUUCCGGAGAGCCAGUGAGGUCAGCAUUGCCAGCCAGGUCUCAGGAAUGGCAGACAGUUACACUGCCUCCAACAUAGCCAACAAACAAGCAUGCCAACUUAACCAUUCCAAAAAACUAAGCCUUUUAUCCCAACUCGCUCUCCCCUACAACAAAUCCUUUUUAAAGAGUGUCUCGCCCAAGUUCAUUAGAAAGAGCAAAGCACAGUCCAUCCCCCCGAAUCGUAUAGAGAAGAGUCCCGAGACAGCACCGAGUCGAAAAGCCAGUGCUGUUCCACAGAUCCCUGACCUGGAUAUUAAGCAAGUUGCAGCCCGAUGGUGGGGCACUAAGAGAAUUGAUUUUGCUCUUUAUUGCCCGGAUGCGUUGACCGCGUUCCCUACAGUGGCACUGCCACACCUGUUCCACGCCAGCUACUGGGAAUCCACAGACGUGGUCUCCUUUCUCCUGAGGCAGGUGAUGAGACACGAGAACUCCAGUAUCCUAGAGCUGGAUGGGAAGGAGGUGUCCGAGUUCAGCCCAUCAAAGCCCCGGGAGAAGUGGUUACGAAAGAGGACGCAUGUCAAAAUAAGGAACGUGACCGCUAACCACAGAGUGAACGAUGCCGUCUUCACUGAGGACGGGCAGCAGGUGGUCAAUGGGAGGUUUAUGUACGGCCCACUGGACAUGGUCACUCUCACUGGAGAAAAGGUGGAUAUUCACAUCAUGAUGCAGCCCCCGACAGGAGAGUGGGUCUACUUCGACACAGAGCUCACUAACAGCAGCGGCAGGAUCUCCUACGUGAUCCCUGAGAGCAAGCGGCUGGGCAUCGGGGUGUACCCGGUCAAGCUGGUGGUCAGGGGUGAUCACACGAAUGCAGACAGCUACCUGACGGUUCUCCCCAAAACCACGGAGUUCGUUGUGUUCAGUAUCGAUGGCUCGUUCGCAGCCAGUGUCUCCAUCAUGGGCAGUGACCCCAAGGUCAGGGCUGGAGCUGUGGACGUUGUGAGACACUGGCAGGACCUGGGGUACCUCAUCAUCUAUGUGACGGGACGUCCCGACAUGCAGAAGCAGAGGGUGGUGGCGUGGCUGUCCCAGCACAACUUCCCCCAUGGAAUCGUGUCCUUCUGCGACGGCCUGGUGCACGACCCCCUCAGACACAAAGCCAACUUUCUCAAGUCCCUGAUCACAGAGGCUCAGAUGAAGGUGUAUGCAGCGUAUGGAUCCACGAAGGACAUUUCCGUGUACUCCUCCAUUGGACUGUCACCGUCUCAGAUUUACAUCGUUGGCCGACCAACCAAGAAGAUGCAGCAUCAGUGUCAGUUCAUCUCGGACGGAUACGCGGCUCAUCUCUCCCAGCUGGAGUACAGCCUUCGCUCGCGGCCCGCGAAGAGCACCGCCAGGAUGGUCCUCCGGAAGGGCAGCUUCGGGCUGGGUGGAAACCCGGACUUCCUGAGGAAGAGGAAGCACCUGCUCCGCACCAUCUCCUCCCAGCCCAGCACCGGCACCAGCGGCUCCCAGUCCAACCACAACAAGCCCGAGCGAACACAGAGCCAGUCCGAGAGCGAGCGGGAGAGGAUUGAACGAGGCCAAAGAAGCAUGAGCCUCGCCGCGGGGUGCUGGGGCCGCAGCAGCAGCACCAAACUGGAAAGUGUCGUUUUAAAUCAGAAGUAGGCGGCCAAACUGGACACACCUUGAAAAAUGGGGAAAAGGGGGUGAGAAGAGUGCAACUUGGUUAGAAGCAAGGCAAAAGGAGUUUCUGAGACUCUUGCGUGUAAAUACGUGCCUCCUUCGCAUUCACAGUAUAUAUAUAUACAUAUUAAGAACCGUCUGAUCGGGAUGUUGUUGGUAAGCAUGUGCAAUGGGUGUGGAUCCUUAAUGGUGGGUACAUGAAAUCCAGCACAAGUGAAGUGACUUGUGUAAGUGUAGAGAGCAGUGGUUCUUCUUUAGAGUCUUGCUUUUAUAGUAGUAGUAGUAGUAAAUAAUUCUACUGUAAAUUUGUAGAUAUUUCCAGCAUGGCCUGCAGGUCACUUGAGGCCUUAACAAAUGGUUUAGGUUUCCUGUUAUACAGAAUAAUAAUAAUAAUGAAAAUAAUAUUAACAGUAGUAAAAAAAAAAAAAACGAUGGAAGAGUGACAUGAACAGAGGCAGGGCCAGUUAUAGUUUAACAUUUCCAACACUGAUGUACAGAGCUCUUUUCCAAAUCAAUUCUCUUCAGAAACACUGUAGGUUUUUUUUUUCAGCUUGACCACUAAGUGUUGUUGCUUGUUCCUGAAUGGGCAACUAUGUCAAAAGAUUUAAGAGUUAAGAAAUCUAACUGGGACACAUCGUUUCACAGGCUGUGAAAUAAAGACUCAGUGGCUGACCACGAGGACCAUGUCGAUUCUGCUUUGUUUGGACUUUGUAGCUGGGCGCACCUAGGCUUUCCAUGACCCACGUAAAAGAUCCUCCCUUUUUUAAGACGCCUUCAUUUACACCUUGGCAUCCCCUUGAGAAAUCUUCGAAAGUGUGGUACAGGCAGACACACAGAAAACAAACACAUGGCCAAAUCGUUUUUCUUAGCUGUUGUAGCUCAACUAUAUAACCUCAUUGUUUUUGCACUAAGUAACUUUUAGAAUGAAGAACUUGUAACCAUCUCAUGUUGCUACACGUUAUUAUCUGUAGUGCAUGAUAGUUAUUAUUUAUUGCCAAUCCAGGGUUUAAUAUGUAUCUAUAAUAUAUAUAUAUAACAGUGUGAUUCACAAAGGGUGCACCACCCACAGCACCGUGUUCUUCACACCUUUAAGCUGGGACUAUCGAUAUGUGCAGGCGGUGCACACUUUUUGAAUCGUGCUGCUAUCAUAUAAAUUUUACAUGAUAAAAAUACAUAACAAUAAGACAAAGUGCCAAAUAGGAAGUCUUGAAUGUUUUAGGAUGAGGCCAUAUCCAAAUGCAGUACAGUGUUUUCCAUUAGCAUGUGAUCGUACAGUGAGGCAUGUAACACUGUGAUAUUAGCGGGCUGAGAGCCCUGCACAGUACAGCUGAGAUCUUUGUUCAUCGUAAGUGUACAAUAACACGAAACACUGGAAAAGUACUAAUGCAGGGUUUCUGAAACGGCGUAACGACAUUUACUUUUACAACUUCGGAGAUUUUGGAUAUGGCUUCAAUCCAAAAACAUAGCUCUGGCUGAGUGUAAAGUAUUGAAUGUGCUUUGAAACGGAUGGUAAUAAUUCAAAUAAAUUGCAAGCUCUUUUGCAAAAGUUUAACGAAAACGUAUAAUGUGUGUAGAUAGUGUAAAGUUAAUGUAAAUGUUCUGAAAAGUAGGUAUAUACAGGCGAGUUAUUUAUGUAGAUAUAUAAGGUGAUGGAUCCUUCAGGUUUUAUUAUAUUUUUUCUGUUUCAAACUUUAUUUUAUGGACCAAGAGUAAUGUAACUGUCAAUGCAUAGGUGCAAUAUUAUGACCACUCUCCACAGCUGUAUGAUAAUUUUAAAAGAAACUUCAUAGCAUUGACAAUCAGUGAGCCACGUGUACUGGUUCUACAACCCUUUGAUGAACCCACAAAUACACACAAACUGGCCUUUGAAUAAUGUAAUACCAGUAAUUCAAGAGACAACCCUUUACCCUCGAACCUCAGUAGUUAAACAUCCUUGGUAUUGGAUGUCUUGUUUAAGAUGCAUCCAAUGAGCUUGAAAUCAAGACUCCCAGUGUGUAGCAGGCACACAUUUGGACACUUCGGAGCUCUACUAGAAGCAUCUUGCAUGUUUUGUGGAAGCGCAGUGUAGCAUAAAUACAAGACACCUGGAAUGGCUCGAAACGCCAUGCAGCUUUUUUGGACCUGAUAGUUACAUGAAACGUGCGCCCUGCCUGAGACUUAUUUAUGUCAUGCAUACCUUGAGACACUUGGGUAGCAGAACGCAGCAUGAAUUCAUAACAUUUGUCUAGUAGGAAGUUUUAUGUUUCAUUCAGGCUUGCCAUAUCCAAUGCAAGGAGCAGAGUGCAGCUGUAGAAGAGCUCGGUAGUAAUGGGCCACCUUGAACUACGCCCAGGAUGUAUGGAGUCCUUCUCAUAGCUUAUUUGUCUGAAUUGUACAGAUGGGAGUGGGCGGCAGCCAAUCGUAUCUCUCCCUCACUUUGUCACACACACAUCCACAUGAUGAAAUGAAAAACACAGAAUUACAUCCUGAUAUUUUCUGCUUAAUUCCAAAAAAAAAAAAAAGAAAA
Acipenser ruthenus (sterlet) is the source of this 7697-nucleotide messenger RNA. Its product is annotated as membrane-associated phosphatidylinositol transfer protein 2-like. Gene Ontology annotation, cellular component: cytoplasm. Gene Ontology annotation, molecular function: phosphatidylcholine binding; phosphatidylcholine intramembrane carrier activity; metal ion binding. Bases 878 to 5173 code for a protein of 1431 amino acids. Lineage: Eukaryota; Metazoa; Chordata; Actinopteri; Acipenseriformes; Acipenseridae. The record is from RefSeq and is a predicted model, not a curated record. Gene Ontology annotation, biological process: phospholipid transport. The transcript has 29 exons.